GGAGGGAGUUGGUGAAGCUAACGCAGUCUCACUGGCGUCGUUGCGAGACUCACGCAGGUGCGAGUUUGGUGGCGGCGGACGCAGACGUAGUGGACCGAAUUGCGCUUGGACAAAAGCCGUGUCGUUUGCGCCGUCAACUCUAUUCGAUUACAGUUGUUCCAAGUGGUUGUCGACCUUCUCUUCGUGGCCAUUUCAACCGUCCCGCUUCAACGUGUAUCGUCGGCGAAAUCCAUUCUCAUCGAACCGCCUAGAUGGUGGUGAAAAUGGCUACCAGUAACGGCGGAAGCCUGGCCGUCCUAGCCGGCUCAGAGGCCGGAAAUGGGAGCACUAGUGCCGGUGCUGGUGUUGACGGGACCGACGCCGUGGCCGAAGCUUGUUCAGGUGGACGCAUCCAAGACGACAUCGCCGACCACACGGAUGACGAACAAGGUGGCGAUGUCGGGUCGGAAGAUUCAGAUUCCAUGGAUUUCGACGACGACGACGACGACGAUGGAUCGGAUCUCAUGUCCAACACGACACUCGGCGAUGACAUCACCGCUCAGUUGGCAGCCGCUGGUCCCGUUGGGAUGGCGGCGGCUGCGGCCAUCAACUCGUCCAAGAAGCGGAAGAGACCGCACUCGUUUGAGACGAAUCCGUCCAUUCGUCGGCGGCAACAGACCAGACUCCUCCGCAAACUCCGGCAGACCAUUGACGAAUACGCCACUCGGGUCGGACAACAGGCCAUCGUAUUAAUCGCCACACCUGGAAAGCCGCAGAACAAUUUCCGGGUCUUUGGUGCCAAACCUUUAGAAGACGUUGUCAAAAAUGUCAAAUCCACAGUCCUCCAGGAUUUGGAAACGGCUUUGGCACACCACGCUCCACCCCCAGCUCAAGACGAUCCAUCGCUCUACGAGCUACCUCCGCUAGUCAUAGACGGAAUACCUACACCAGUCGAGAAAAUGACGCAAGCCCAGCUGCGAGCAUUUAUUCCGCUGAUGCUCAAGUUUUCCACAGGCCGAGGCAAACCCGGAUGGGGUAAAGAAUCCACACGGCCGCCUUGGUGGCCAGGAGAAGUACCUUGGGCUAACGUCCGAAUGGACGCUCGCCCCGAAGAUGACAAACAAAGGGUAUCGUGGACGCAUGCAUUGCGGCAAAUCGUCAUCAAUUGUUACAAGUAUCACGGACGGGAAGACCUACUUCCCGCCUUCUCCGAAGAUGCAACGGAAGAAACUAGUCGUCCAGCCAAAGUGAUAAAAACAGAAACAGAAACGGAACAGCAACAAGCCGAUCGAACAGCUGAAGUUCAGCCACCACAACAGCAGCAACAACAGCAACAACAACAGCAGCAACAACCACCGUCGUCUCAACCGGCCCAACUUCAACAGCAACAGAAUGUCCAGCAAUUGGUUCAAUCGACUCCGGCUUCUACUGCUCAGUAUGCACCAACAGUCGUUCAAACCAUCAGCAAUCCAGACGGGACAGUGUCCAUCAUUCAGGUCGAUCCUCAUUCAUUCACUAAUUCAUUCUUCCAGGUGGAUCCCAACAAUCCCAUCAUCACACUGCCGGACGGAACAACAGCUCAAGUGGUGGCCACCCAAGGAGUGGCCACCGUCAAUCAGUGCGAUGAUGAUGAUGGCAAUGGCGGCCACGACCAACAGCAGCAACAGUCUGAUCGCAAUCAUCACCUCAUCAAUCCCAAGCCCAUGAUUUGGCAAUUCGUGCCCACUUCGCAAAUCACGGGAGUCACGAAUUCAGACGGCGUGACGACGCUCACCAAUUCCGCCGAUGGCACGACAGUCACCACCGUCGACUUGUCGGCCGUUACCGAGUCCACCAUUGGUCAAGAAGGACAGCACCACAUCCUCCUCACCGGUGAAGAUGGCCAAACGUAUCCAGUCAGCGUCUCAGGAAUGAUCACCGUCCCGGCCAUGUACCAGGCCGUCGUUGCCAACAUCUCACAGAUGGGUCAAUCGGAUGCUUCUGUCCAGGUUUUGGGACCUUUAAUAUCGUCCCUACCGAAAUCAGAUUCUAAUGGAGGAGAUGAUGGAGCCAUGGUGUCGACAACUUCAGCAGCAGCAGCAGCAGCAGGGACAGCAGCCGGGGGAAUGAACGUCGGAGGACUGUCCGUCACCCCCGUCCUGGCACUGGGACCCAACGGGACGCAGCAACACAUCCUGCAGGUAUUUGACGUUAAUCAAUCUCGUACCACCAUGUGGCUAACGGGCGACGGGCAAAAGGUGACGGCUGCACCCAUGGUGACUUCACAGCUUCUCGGCGAAGUCGACUCCUCCAUUUUGGCAUCGGCCAUGCAGCAGGUGACGUCAGGUGACGUCGAUCUUCAAGAAACGUCACCCUCUUCCAAUUCAGAAUAGACUAAUAAUCAACGCCCAGUCUAUACUCUGACAUUUAUCGCUGAUUGUGUGUAUCAUAAUAGGCAACACUCGCUAUAUUUGAUAUGUUGUGUGUACGUGUACUUACCAUUUCGUUCGUUAUAGUGGGUCUGCGUGUGUGUGUGUGUGUGUACGUACGUGUUUAUUAUUGUAUAACAAUCGGCCGGUGAGCUUUUCUCCCUCAAUUGAGGGGGAAAUCAUUUUUAUUUCAUUAAUUCAGAUGGUGAAUUAUUCUAAUUGCGUUUUAUCACUGGUUUUGUAUUUUUCCACCCGUUGUUACAAUUAGUUUGGGGCCAGCUAUAUAUCGUCUACAAUCGAGGAAUCCCGAUUGUAACGCGUGAAUGUUUGAGUAAAGCACAUCAUUAUAUAUAUAAUCUUUAACUAAUAAAAUUAGACUUAUUCACGCCACUCUAAACUAUUCAGAGCUCAACUUGGACGUGAAAUCCCGUUUCACUCGAGAAUUGACACGACAAUGCGACAAGUUGUCUUACCUGUAAAUAAUAUAGGCUAUACGAUGUUUGGAAAUUAGUUCUUCUCGUGGAAAUUAUGUUGUGCCCCCAUCAUUUCUAUUUACUUUAUAUUCAAAAUCUUUGCGUGUAUAAGCUGUUCAUCUCGGUGUGAAAUCUGUGCUGUUCUCCAUUAUUUUAUCGUCGAUUUUCUUACAAUUUGGUAUAUAUAUAUAUUACUUUGGCAUUUCUCUCGGUUUGUCACCGACUGCUGUCCUAAACAAUCAUCUUCCCUGUCACGACGCACCUUUCACGAUAUGUACCGCCAGUGUAAUACAAUUGGUCCAUGAAUAUA
This is a messenger RNA of Daphnia pulicaria, 3170 nucleotides long. Its product is annotated as DNA-binding protein P3A2-like. Gene Ontology annotation, molecular function: RNA polymerase II cis-regulatory region sequence-specific DNA binding; DNA-binding transcription factor activity, RNA polymerase II-specific. Bases 252 to 2351 code for a protein of 699 amino acids. Gene Ontology annotation, biological process: regulation of transcription by RNA polymerase II. The record is from RefSeq and is a predicted model, not a curated record. Lineage: Eukaryota; Metazoa; Arthropoda; Branchiopoda; Diplostraca; Daphniidae. Gene Ontology annotation, cellular component: nucleus. The transcript is spliced from 9 exons.